This is a messenger RNA of Cladophialophora psammophila CBS 110553, 906 nucleotides long. RefSeq lists its product as uncharacterized. The coding region runs from base 1 to 906 and encodes 301 amino acids. Gene Ontology annotation, molecular function: structural constituent of ribosome. The transcript is spliced from 2 exons. Gene Ontology annotation, cellular component: mitochondrial large ribosomal subunit. The record is from RefSeq and is a predicted model, not a curated record. NCBI's taxonomy places the organism in Eukaryota, Fungi, Ascomycota, Eurotiomycetes, Chaetothyriales, Herpotrichiellaceae.
AUGGUCAAGCCUUCGCCUCAACUAUGCGCCCGCCUGCGCUUCACCACCAAGCAGGUUGGCCGUGGAUUCUACCGGGGAAACCGAACUGGAUCAAUGGGUGCUCACACCGAAUACGGCCGUUACGUGAUUGACUGGCGGAAGACUGUACAUUACAACAUGCCCGACACGAAAGACUUUCCACUCUCACCCUUCGUGACCAUGGAGAUGGAACCGAAAAGCAGAGCCGAAGAUCGCCCCGACGGGACUACGUACAUACCGAAUCGGAUCGAUGCGCUGGAAUUUCUGAGGACAUGGAAAAAGCUCAAUCCUCUCGAGUAUGAUGGCAUUGUAGCUCAUCAAGAAGAAGAGCGCCGACGCUUUGCCGCUGCUGCAGCUGAACAGAUCCAUGAGCAGGCCCAGCAGGACGCCGAGGAGCUGGCCCCAGAGCAGACGCGGACGCAGAAGCAAGCUCAAAAGCAAGUCCAACAACAAACGCGACAUAUGCACACAACAAGGAGACUCUGGGCGCCUGUGCAGGCUACCGUCAUCCGAGAACAGCCCAACCAGCCUGUAAAAGAUUUUUACCAACUUUCCAGAGCAGAAAGGAAGGAGUUGGUCAACAAGGCCACAACAUCGGAAUUACGCCAGCUGAGACGGGAACGCAAGGCCCACAAAAUCACACAGCAGGAGAAGAAAGAAACAAAGAAAGACGUCAAAUUGCGGUUAAGACGAGAAUUUAUCGGCGAAGAAGUAUUCCAGGACGAAAGGGAGCUUCAAAAGAUUCUAAUCGAAGAAGGUCGUCGGAGGAAGCAGGCAGGCCUGCCUCGUGCUACGCACGAAGAGAAGGGUCAGUUUCUGGAAGAUCUACAGCGUAAGGCCCAGACGAGAGGGUUGUUCGACAAGAUAUUUGGCAGGCAAAGGGAAUGA